AUGUCCACCGAACCUUUCAGAAACGUAUGCCUAUUACCCCAAACGAACCAAUUAUUGGGUUUAUACACAAUUAUCAGAGACAGAUCAACCGCUAGACCGGAUUUCAUCUUUUACUCUGACAGAAUCAUCAGAUUACUAGUCGAAGAAGGUUUGAACCAUCUUCCAGUAAUGGAUAGGCCUGUUGAAACUCACACAAAUGAAACUUUUAAAGGUGUUGGCUUCAAAGGUAAAAUCUGUGGUGUCUCCAUUGUCAGAGCAGGUGAAUCUAUGGAACAAGGUUUAAGAGACUGUUGUAGAUCCGUCCGUAUCGGUAAGAUUCUAAUUCAAAGAGAUGAAGAAACUGCUUUACCUAAAUUAUUCUAUGAGAAGUUGCCAGAAGAUAUUGCUGACAGAUACGUCUUCUUAUUAGACCCGAUGUUAGCCACUGGUGGUAGUGCUAUUAUGGCCACUGAUGUCUUAAUUAAAAGAGGAGUUAAGCCGGAACGAAUCUUUUUCUUGAAUUUAAUUUGCAGUAAAGAAGGUAUUGAUAACUACCACAAGGCUUUCCCAGAUGUCAAAAUCGUCACCGGUGCUAUUGACAGAGGUCUUAACGAAGACAAAUACUUAGUUCCAGGUUUAGGUGAUUUCGGUGACAGAUACUACUGUAUCUGA
Kazachstania africana CBS 2517 is the source of this 651-nucleotide messenger RNA. RefSeq names its product uracil phosphoribosyltransferase (gene FUR1). The coding region runs from base 1 to 651 and encodes 216 amino acids. The record is from RefSeq and is a predicted model, not a curated record. NCBI's taxonomy places the organism in Eukaryota, Fungi, Ascomycota, Saccharomycetes, Saccharomycetales, Saccharomycetaceae. The transcript has a single exon.